Molecule: messenger RNA, 1173 nt
Organism: Linum trigynum
Lineage: Eukaryota; Viridiplantae; Streptophyta; Magnoliopsida; Malpighiales; Linaceae
Source: the annotation of a GenBank genome assembly
AUGGCUACUCAAACCUCGGUCAUCGCCUGGGGCUCGGGCGAAGACGGGCAACUGGGGAUAGGCAGCAAUGAAGAGAGGGAAUGGGUUUGCAUAGUCAAAGCACUCGAGCCCUAUAAAGUUCGCUCUGUUGUUGCUGGCAGUCGCAACUCUCUCGCCAUUUGUGAUGAUGGCAAGUUGUUUACAUGGGGUUGGAACCAGAGAGGAACGCUAGGCCACCCACCUGAGACAAAGACUGAAAACGUGCCUAGCCAGGUUAAGGCCCUUGUCAAUGUCAAUAUUGUUCAGGCGGCUAUUGGUGGAUGGCAUUGCUUGGCUGUUGAUGAUCAGGAACGUACUUAUGCUUGGGGUGGGAAUGAGUAUGGGCAAUGUGGUGAAGAGCCUGAGCGGAAUGAUGAAACUGGGAGACUACUUAGGAGGGAUAUAAUGAUUCCUCAACGUUGUGCUCCAAAGCUUGCCGUUCGUCAGGUAGCAGCUGGAGGUACACAUUCCGUGGUGCUUACACGUGAAGGUCAUGUAUGGACGUGGGGCCAACCAUGGCCUCCUGGAGACAUAAAACAAAUCUCUGUUCCUGUACGUGUCCAAGGGCUUGAUAAAGUGAGGCUUAUUGCAGUCGGAGCAUUCCAUAAUUUAGCGCUUAAAGAAGAUGGAACACUGUGGGCAUGGGGCAAUAAUGAAUAUGGGCAACUUGGGACUGGUGAUACCCAGCCAAGAUCACAGCCUAUUCUUGUCCAGGGACUUUCUGGUCUCAAUUUGGUUGAUAUUGCUGCUGGCGGAUGGCAUUCUACUGCUUUAACUCAGGAUGGAGAGGUGUAUGGUUGGGGAAGGGGUGAACAUGGAAGACUGGGUUUCGGGGACAACGAUAAGAGCAGUAAAAUGGUACCACAAAAGGUUAAUCUUUUGACAGGGGAGGACAUAGUUCAGGUAUCCUGCGGUGGGACGCAUUCAGUAGCAAUGACACGAGAUGGACGGAUAUUCUCGUUUGGGAGAGGGGACCAUGGCAGACUGGGACGCGGGAGGAAGGCUACAACAGGGCACCCGAUUGAAGUACCAAUCAACAUCCCACCUCCAACUGGCAUUGUGAGUGUGAAAGAAGAUGAAGGAAAAUGGAGGGCAAAGCUUGUUGGUUGCGGGGGUAGACACACAUUGGCAAUUGUAGAAUGGAGCAGCACAUGA